Messenger RNA from Brettanomyces bruxellensis, 783 nucleotides. RefSeq lists its product as uncharacterized. The record is from RefSeq and is a predicted model, not a curated record. The transcript has a single exon. The coding region runs from base 1 to 783 and encodes 260 amino acids. Lineage: Eukaryota; Fungi; Ascomycota; Pichiomycetes; Pichiales; Pichiaceae.
AUGAUACCAGGGGUGGACAAAAGUCCAGUAGAUAUCGAAGACAUAUCCACAGUUACUGAGGGAACAAGUUCGGAUGGGUCUUAUCAAGGCCGAAAACGAAUGCAUGAAGAUAAUGAUGACGGUGCUUCUCACAUGGAAAAUAGAAAUAGCGUAUCUUUCAUUAACAGUGAUGAUGAUAUUAUAGUAGGAGAGGCGGUGCAUCGGAACAAAAGAAGACGACAAAGCCAGUCAAAUACUGAGCAUUCAAAUAGCGAACAUAUAGGCUUGGCUAUUGUAUCGGAUCCGGUUGAAAUAGUAUCCGAUACAGAUGGUGAAGAUACAGAAGUUGAUGAGGAUGAUGAAGAUAUUGAAGGUGAAGCCAUUGGCAACCCCUUAAACAGUUUUCGCCAUCGGAGAAUCGCAAGAGUCGUUGACGAAACUGGGCUGAGUGGGACAUCAGAUGAAAGCACAGAUGUUGAUAGUAGUGAUGAGGAUGAUGAUAUAGUAAUCGUUGGAGCAGAUGGCAAGGAAGAGAAAGUUAAAACUACAGAUGAUCUCUUGAAGGAUUCCAGAAAGAAUGAUAAUUCCAAUCUUCACGAAGUUACAUGUCCGAUAUGCAUGGAUCCAAUCAAAGAAUGCGUGGCAAGUCCAUGUGGACACUUCUAUUGCUCGGACUGUGUUUAUAAGGCCAUGGCUAGCUCAAAGGUAACUGGAACUACUAAGGGCAGAUGUGCCUUAUGUAGGAAAAUUGUGCAGUACAAAGACCUGGUUUGGUUGAAAUUUAGGUAUCGGAAAAAGGUUUGA